Messenger RNA from Dryobates pubescens (Downy woodpecker), 4328 nucleotides. RefSeq names its product calcium sensing receptor (gene CASR). Gene Ontology annotation, cellular component: membrane. Lineage: Eukaryota; Metazoa; Chordata; Aves; Piciformes; Picidae. Gene Ontology annotation, molecular function: G protein-coupled receptor activity; calcium ion binding. Bases 252 to 3434 code for a protein of 1060 amino acids. The record is from RefSeq and is a predicted model, not a curated record. The transcript has 6 exons. Gene Ontology annotation, biological process: G protein-coupled receptor signaling pathway; intracellular calcium ion homeostasis; detection of calcium ion.
CAGAGAUGGGCUCUCCAUAAUGGUUACAAAGAGAGAAGGACUGCUGAAUUGUUGGUUUGCAAUGGAGAAGAGAGAGGGAGAAAUAUCAGCACUGUGGCUCCCAUCUUGUGGCUUAUCUCCCUGCAGACAUGUGGCCCCAACCUUCUCUAUGCUGUAUUAAGGAAAGGAAAAGCUUCAGCACUGCACCAUUUGCUUUCUUACAUCACCUUUUCCAAUUUUGCAUCCUAUAACCCCUGGUGAAAAGAGGAACAAUGACUUUAUAUAGCUGCUGCUGCUUCAUUCUUUUGCUAUCUCCCUGGAAUGCUGCUGCCUACGGGCCGAACCAGCGGGCACAGAAGAAGGGAGACAUUAUCCUUGGAGGAUUGUUCCCCAUCCAUUUUGGAGUGGCUGCUAAAGACCAGGAUCUAAAAUCAAGACCAGAAUCAGUGGAGUGUAUAAGGUAUAAUUUCCGAGGCUUCCGCUGGCUCCAGGCUAUGAUCUUUGCCAUAGAAGAAAUAAACAGUAGCCCAACUCUGCUUCCCAACAUGACUCUUGGAUACAGGAUAUUUGACACUUGCAAUACAGUCUCGAAAGCCCUGGAGGCCACACUGAGUUUUGUGGCCCAGAACAAGAUAGAUUCCCUCAACCUGGACGAGUUUUGCAACUGCUCAGAACAUAUCCCUUCCACAAUUGCAGUCGUGGGGGCAACUGGCUCUGGCAUCUCCACCGCGGUGGCCAAUCUGCUGGGACUCUUUUACAUACCUCAGGUCAGCUACGCCUCAUCCAGUCGACUCUUGAGCAACAAGAACCAGUUCAAGUCCUUCCUCCGCACGAUCCCCAACGACGAGCACCAGGCCACGGCGAUGGCAGACAUCAUCGAGUACUUCCGCUGGAACUGGGUGGGGACGAUCGCAGCCGACGACGACUACGGCCGGCCAGGGAUUGAAAAGUUUCGGGAGGAGGCAGAGGAGAGAGAUAUCUGCAUCGACUUCAGCGAGCUCAUCUCCCAGUACUCAGAUGAAGAGGAGAUCCAGCAGGUGGUGGAGGUCAUCCAGAACUCCACGGCAAGGGUGAUUGUGGUUUUCUCCAGUGGCCCAGACCUGGAGCCUCUCAUCAAAGAAAUAGUCAGGCGGAACAUCACCGGGAAGAUCUGGCUGGCGAGCGAGGCCUGGGCCAGCUCCUCCCUGAUCGCUAUGCCGGAGUUCUUCCGCGUCAUCGGCAGCACCAUCGGCUUUGCGCUGAAGGCGGGACAGAUUCCAGGCUUCCGCGAGUUCCUGCAGAAGGUGCAUCCCAGGAAGUCCAGCAACAAUGGCUUUGCCAAGGAGUUCUGGGAGGAGACGUUUAACUGCUACCUCCCCGAUGGGUCCAAAAAUUCCCCAGCUUCGACUUCCUUCCACAAGGGCCAUGAAGAAGGCCUGGGAUCUGGAAAUGGAACAGCUGCCUUCCGACCUCCCUGCACAGGGGAUGAGAACAUCACCAGUGUGGAGACACCCUACAUGGACUACACACACUUGAGGAUAUCCUAUAAUGUGUACUUGGCAGUGUAUUCUAUUGCCCACGCCUUGCAGGAUAUAUACACCUGUACCCCUGGGAAAGGACUCUUCACUAACGGAUCCUGUGCAGACAUUAAGAAGGUUGAGGCGUGGCAAGUUCUCAAGCACUUGCGACACUUGAAUUUCACCAAUAACAUGGGGGAGCAAGUGGAUUUUGAUGAGUUUGGGGACCUGGUAGGGAAUUACUCAAUCAUCAAUUGGCAUCUCUCUCCAGAGGAUGGCUCUGUUGUCUUUGAAGAGGUUGGGCACUACAAUGUUUAUGCCAAGAAAGGGGAGAGGCUCUUUAUCAAUGAAAACAAGAUCCUGUGGAGUGGAUUCUCUAAGGAGGUGCCUUUCUCCAACUGCAGCAGGGAUUGCCUCCCAGGCACAAGGAAGGGCAUUAUUGAGGGAGAGCCCACCUGCUGCUUUGAGUGUGUGGACUGCCCUGAUGGGGAGUACAGUGAUGAAACAGAUGCAAGUGCCUGUGACAAGUGCCCUGAGGAUUACUGGUCCAAUGAGAACCACACAUCCUGCAUCCCCAAGCAGAUAGAGUUUCUGUCCUGGACCGAGCCCUUUGGGAUUGCUCUGACUCUCUUUGCUGUGCUGGGGAUUUUCCUGACUUCUUUCGUCCUGGGAGUCUUCACCAAAUUUCGCAACACACCCAUUGUGAAGGCCACAAACAGGGAGCUGUCCUACCUCCUCCUCUUCUCCUUGCUCUGCUGUUUCUCCAGCUCGUUGUUCUUCAUUGGCGAGCCCCAGAACUGGACCUGUCGUCUGCGGCAGCCAGCUUUUGGCAUCAGCUUUGUCCUCUGCAUCUCUUGCAUCCUGGUGAAAACCAACCGCGUCCUGCUUGUCUUUGAGGCAAAGAUCCCCACCAGCCUCCACCGGAAGUGGUGGGGCCUCAACCUCCAGUUCCUCCUGGUCUUUCUGUGCACGUUCGUGCAGAUCGUCAUCUGCGUGAUUUGGCUCUACACGGCCCCGCCGUCCAGCUACCGCAACCACGAGCUGGAGGAUGAGAUCAUCUUCAUCACCUGCCACGAGGGCUCCCUGAUGGCCCUCGGCUUCCUCAUCGGCUACACCUGCCUCCUGGCUGCCGUUUGCUUCUUCUUCGCCUUCAAGUCGCGAAAGCUGCCGGAGAACUUCAACGAGGCCAAGUUCAUCACCUUCAGCAUGCUGAUAUUCUUCAUCGUGUGGAUCUCCUUCAUCCCCGCUUACGCCAGCACGUACGGCAAGUUCGUCUCCGCUGUGGAGGUGAUUGCAAUACUGGCUGCCAGCUUUGGGCUCCUGGCCUGCAUCUUCUUCAACAAAGUCUACAUCAUCCUCUUCAAGCCCUCCCGCAACACGAUUGAGGAGGUGCGCUGCAGCACAGCCGCCCACGCUUUCAAGGUGGCCGCCAGGGCCACGCUGAGGCGAAGCAACGUGUCCCGCAAACGCUCCAACAGCCUGGGGGGCUCCACCGGCUCCACACCUUCCUCCUCCAUCAGCAGCAAGAGCAACCACGAGGACCCUUUUCCUCUACCGGCCUCCGCUGAGCGGCAGCGGCAGCAGCAGCGUGGAUGCAAGCAGAAGGUCAGCUUUGGGAGCGGCACGGUCACUCUGUCGCUGAGCUUUGAGGAGCCACAGAAGAAUGCCAUGGCCAACAGGAAUGCCAAGCACAGGAACUCCCUGGAGGCCCAGAACAGCGACGACAGCCUGAUGCGGCACCGAGCCCUGCUUCCGCUGCAGAAUAACGAGCCGCUUGGCACCGAGCCCAGCUUCCAGGCAGCUUCCAGCCCAGAGACCAGUUCACAGGAGUCCGUGGUAGGAGACACCAAAGAAGAGGCGCCAGGCCCUGAGGCAGAACCUUCCCUGCCUUCGGCUAACUCCCGAAAUUUUCUAGGCCCUGGAGGCGGCUCGGUCACAGAGCACACGGUACCUUCCUAACGAAAGAUCCUGAGAAGCACAGCAGCUCCAGGGGGAACUUGCUCACCUCUUGCUUCUGAAUGGGAAAGACAACAAUGACACACUUCUGUGACACAGCCCUGCCACGCCGUACUGCUAGCGCCAGUAGUGCCUGUGCCUCUGGAGGAAGGACUGUGUCUGGGGAGCCUCGGACUGGAUGCGUAGUCACUCUGUUGGCACCAGGACAUGGCAGAAGGACAAGUGAAGAUCACCUCUGGUGGGGCUUAAGCAGAAGUCUGCAUGCCGCCUUGCCUCCCUAAGCUUUUCCUGCCAGACUGCAGCUCAGCUGACUAUGGGAGGCACUGGGCAACUCCACUAUACUCUGCUUUUACGUUUAUGUAUAAUACUCCUCUUUCCCACUAUGUAUAAUAUCCCCUCUUUAUCCAGUAUAUGUGAUCUGUAACCACGUGCAUCAGGACUCCCAGCUCUACAAAAGCAAGGUACAAGGUUUCACUUGGGGAAAGCACAGUCGUGGGGAACAAUAAAGAAGCCCCCAACAUCCUGCAUGCUGUGGUCAGCCAAGGGUGUGAACAUGUAAAGUAUUUAAUGUGACAGAGCGCCCUGCUAUUUAUAUUUAGUAACGUCUCAGUCUUCUCCUUUCCUCCCAGCAGGAAACACUGGACAAUACUCUUCACAGACUCCAUUGCACUAGACCAAGCUACUAGGUUCCUACUGGUUUUCUCUCCAGCUGAGGUGGCUUUACCUCCAGCCUACCUGCUUUGGUGAAGGGGGAGAACAGCUUGUAAUUCCCCCCUGCCUCCCAACGGAGACAGCUGUGAGAGCACAAUGAGAUGUAUCCACGAUUGAUUAUGUUGCUAGUAGUUGUAUGCUUAACAAAGUGUUGCUGCUGUACUAUUCCACAUGGCAUACAUGGCU